GCGAUGACCAAUGAAAGCUCACCAUGUUUGGGCAUGGGCUUGGUUUUUUGCCUGCAUUAAAGCCCAAACUGCCCUUUUCCCCAUCGCCUUACGCCAAGGGUAGGGGGUGUGCAUAGGGAGAAAUUAACCUAUGCUUAAAACUUUCUUUAGUGAAAGUUCAUACUUACACCUUUUUGUGUUUUAAACCUCUUUUCACUCGCGUAUUUAAAGCGCGCCGAGGUUUUUUUCCACUGCUGAUUUUUCAUUAUAAUAAGGCAACGUAACUUGAUUCAAGAUGAUUGACACAGUGACAGGACCCGGUGCACAGCCCUUUGCAGUUCAGCUGAAGGCCCUGACAGAUCUGGAGGGCCGAUACCAACCAAAGCUUAGCGGCUUGAGGCUCAUUGAGGGCUCCCAGGACAAUGGCCUCAGGAUGACCACCAGACUGAGGGAGCUGGAGGUGAAGGACCUGCUCUCUCUCACCAGGUUCUUUGGUUUCAGCUCAGAGACCUUCUCACUGGCCAUCAGCUUGCUAGAUCGAUUCCUCUCUGUAAUGAAGAUUCAACCAAAGCACCUGUCCUGUGUGGGCCUGUGCUGCUUCUACAUUGCAGUGAAGUCUGCAGAAGAGGAGAAGAACGUGCCUCUGGCCAAUGACCUGAUCCGCAUCAGUCAGAAUCGCUUUACGGUGUCUGACAUGAUGAGGAUGGAGAAGAUCAUCCUGGAGAAGCUCUACUGGAAGGUGAAGGCCCCCACAGCCCUGCGCUUUCUCCGCCUCUUUCACAGCCACAUUCAGGAGCAGCUCGACGCUGAGAGCAAGAAGAUACUGAGCCUUGAGAGAUUGGAGGCUCAGCUGAAAGCCUGUCACUGCUCAUUUGUCUUCUCCAAAAUAAAGCCAUCUCUGCUUGCCAUGGCUCUACUGUGUUUUGAGGCCCAGGAAGAACAUGACCCUGAGCACACUGACAAAAUACCAGAGACCCUGAAAAGUCUGCAGCAGCAGCUGAAUAUCAGAGACGGGGACCUGGUUUGUGUGCGGGAGUUGGUUGGAAAAUGCCUGGCUGAAUAUGCCACCACCAAGUGCUCCAGGCCUAACAGCCACAGGCUUCGCUGGACUAUUUCUGGAAGAACUGCACGUCAGCUGAAGCACAGCUACUACAAGAUCACUCAUCUUCCCACCAUACCUGAGUCAGCUUAUUAAACCUGGGGGUACGAAGGGGUGACCUUACAUGCAGAGAAAAAUUACAACUGUCCCCAAAUGACUUAUGUUCUCUGAUUGGAUGUAACUUUUUUGGGUGACUUUCUUGCAGUAUGGUCACCCCCAUACAGCUUAUUUUCCUUACAGACCUUUAUCUGUAAUGAUCGAAUUUCUUUAAGGAAAAGCUAAAAAUGUUAGGAUUUUCCCCAAGUUUGUUUGUUGUCAUCCAUUUUUUCAAGCACACUGUAUUAUCUGCCCCAAUGACAAGGAGUAAUGCUUCGUCAGAAAGGUUCAUCUACUACCAUCCUGCUAAGUUUUACUUUCUUGGUUGAGUUGCUUGCACAAGUGUACAGUAUGUUCUUGUUUAAAUCCGUACCACGGUGUUUGGUAUUUCCUGGAACGGGUUGCUGGUUUUAAGCUAAUAAGUAUAGAACCACCUAGGUCCUCAGUCCACCAUGUGGAAGAGGAGGGAGAAGGAUUUUGUGAACAGCAAAAAUGGAACCAAGAAAUCGGGCCCGAAAUCCUUAACUCUCACCCUAGGUUGCUAAACUGUCCUGAAUGCACACUCCUACCCAAGGUGACGUUUUUUUGUUUUGUUUUUUUGAUAUGGCGAGGGUGCUCCGGUGCCGGUUUUCUCCGGUGAAGUGAGGCUUGUGACGACCCCGUCAUGUAUGCCUAACCAUACUGUUUAGAGCUGAAAUGUCAUCAGCGGUUACAGAUGAGUUGUUUUCACAGAUUCUUGAUUUGUGUGAAGCACUGCAUGUAUUAAUUGAUUUCAGUUGUCAAUUAUGCAGAGAACACUAAAAAAAAGUCAUUGCAGUGGAAAAAAGAUUGGAAUUGGUAUUGCAUUUUUCUUUGCCAGUUUCUCUGUCUAGUUGUAGUUUCUUUUAGUGAAAAGAAUAAAAAUGUGUUCUCCAGUUCAAAAUGGCUAAUUGAAUACACCAUCUGGUUAACCUAUGUGCUUGUACCUUUCAAUAAAACUUUAUUGAAAAGCCA
This is a messenger RNA of Siniperca chuatsi (mandarin fish), 2167 nucleotides long. It is a transcript of the gene ccng1, whose product is annotated as cyclin G1. Gene Ontology annotation, molecular function: cyclin-dependent protein serine/threonine kinase regulator activity. Gene Ontology annotation, biological process: regulation of cyclin-dependent protein serine/threonine kinase activity; mitotic cell cycle phase transition. Gene Ontology annotation, cellular component: cytoplasm; cyclin-dependent protein kinase holoenzyme complex; nucleus. Bases 275 to 1174 code for a protein of 299 amino acids. The record is from RefSeq and is a predicted model, not a curated record. The transcript is spliced from 6 exons. Lineage: Eukaryota; Metazoa; Chordata; Actinopteri; Centrarchiformes; Sinipercidae.